Sesamum indicum (sesame) is the source of this 7487-nucleotide messenger RNA. RefSeq names its product ATP-dependent helicase family protein (gene MOM). NCBI's taxonomy places the organism in Eukaryota, Viridiplantae, Streptophyta, Magnoliopsida, Lamiales, Pedaliaceae. The record is from RefSeq and is a predicted model, not a curated record. Gene Ontology annotation, molecular function: ATP binding. Gene Ontology annotation, biological process: heterochromatin formation.
GGGCAAGGGAAAAAAUUGGAAAGCAUGUGACUUGCAUAACGCUUCCUCUUUCCCAUCUUAUUUCAUUUUGGUCUAUUUUCCCGUAUAGUUAAUUCUAGUAAUUUGCCUAUGAGAAGAGCACUCCACUGAUGAAACCUCUAACUAGAGGGUUGAGUCGUCGAAUCUAGGGAUUCUGAAGGAAGAUUUUUCAGUUUGUCGAAAUUUCGGAGCUAUCCGUUGGUGCUUCUUGGUGCCAGCGUCUAGGGUUUCGGUUUGCUGAUUGUGGGUUUUUUCGUGAAGUGCAGCUUAAUGGUGAGUGAUACUAGAUCUUCCCGGAAAGUUAAGGAAGCCAAGGAAGCCGAUAGCAAUAGUUCAAAGAAAAAUAUAAAUGUUAGAAAAGAUUCACCAAUGCGGAGGUCAGGAGAAGCUAAUGUAUCAGGUGUGAGACGGUCAGCCAGGGAAACAUCAUCGUCGAGACAGAUGACGCCAAGCCCUCAAAGUAUGCGGAAGUCCAAGCGUCUUGAUAAAGGGAUGCCACCUUUAACACCUCCUGUGAAGCGGAAAUCUGAAAGACUAGAGAAAUAUAGUACACCAAGUUCUCUGAGGAGGUCUGACAGGAGUAAGAAAAAUUUAUCUUCCAGUUCUUCUGGUUCCAAGCAAUCUGCGAAAGAACUUAGUUUGCCAGAGUCGAAGAGAAAGAAAGAGAAGAACUUGAUACAGGUGACACUGGAAUCUGAAAAAGCUGAACUUGACCCAGAAGCAGUUGGCAAGAAGAGAAAGAAAAUGAGUGCUAGGACUUUCAAAGCUCUGUUCAAAAGACAGCGCAUUGAGGAAAUCAUGCCAGAUGGUGAUGGGGAGCUGGAAGAACAAGAUACAUUAUAUCAGCUCCGCUGUCAUAAUAGUAGAGGGAGUGGCUCUGAGUCAACAGGAAAUGGGAUCGAUGUUAGUCAUGAGUGCAGCGGACAGGUAUCGGGGAAACUAAGAGAUGAAAGUAUUGAUAAAGCUUCUGGGGGAACUCUUCUGAAAUCGACUUCUGGUUUGAAAGGCUCCCAUGCAGACAAAAAAAGUGAUGUCAAUGUGGAUUCUAGCCUUAGGGACAAUGUCAGCGACGAGCCUUGCCAGAAAAACUCUCGGUCUAGUUCGGGUGUCAGAGGAACACCUCUUUAUUCUGAAAGGUCGCCGACAAAUUGUUCUUCUACUAAGAUUGUGGAUGCUCCUGAAUCAGAAAGUUCAACUUGCUUGGGAAGAUCGCGAGAUGGUUCUGGAAGCUUGGAAAGUAGUGAGAAUUAUCUGCACCCAAAAGUUGCAGAGGGUACUCUUUCACCAUUAGCUAAGUGUGCAAAUUGCAAUCUUGUGGGAACUUGUGUUCUAUGCUCCAAACAUAGAAGGGUGGGCUAUGAUUCGCCAGAGCAGGAGCUUUGUUCUUGCAGUUCUAUGGUUGACAGUGAACUAGGCAGCUUCUUUAUUUGCAAGGAUAGAAAUGAUGAUGGAGCAGCUGUUACCUCAGAAUCUGCUGAAAGGUCCGACUGCAGACACUUAUUGGUGGAGAAGUGUGGAUAUUCUCAAAUGGAUGGUCGUGGAAAUGUGUGUGCACGAUGCAACAAAGAUGGCGAGCUCCUGUGCUGUGAGGGGAAAGGUUGCAAGAGAUGCUAUCAUCUCUUUUGCUUAGAACCCCCCCUUGCUGAUGCUCUGCCAGGUGUUUGGCAUUGCCCCCAGUGUGUAAAGAAGAAGCUUUUGUUCGGUGCGCACUCUGUGUCAGAUGGUGUUGAGUCAAUUUGGGAUGUCAGAGAAGUGGAGGUAUCAAACGGGGUGCGGCAGAGACAAUAUCUUGUUAAGUAUCAUGGGCUUGCUCACAUUCACAAUCAUUGGGUGCCCGAGAAACAACUGCUUCUUGAAAAUCCUCGUCUUGUAUCAAGCUUUAGGGAAACGCACCAGAUUGUGAGGUGGAGGGCAGAGUGGACUGUGCCAGAUCGUUUGUUAGGGAAAAGACCUAUUCAGGAUCAGGUUUACAUAGCUUCUUCUGCUGUUAUCUCGGUAUGCAAUUUUGAAUGGCUUGUGAAAUGGCAUGGCCUUAGUUAUGACCAUGCUACAUGGGAGUUAGACAACUCCUCCUUCCUAAGCUCGUCUUUUGGUCAGAACCUAAUGAAGAACUAUGAAAUUCGUCGUCGUAAGGCUAAGCAAGAAGUUAAUCAGGGAGACAAGGGAUCUAUUUCCAAACUUUCAGAGCUUCCUGUCAGUGGAUCACAUGUAAAUGAUAACGUGUUGAAAAAUGUGAAUAAACUGCGUGAAUGCUUGUUCAAAUGCCAGAAUGCUGCUGUUUUUGAUGAUCAGGAGCGAGUAAUGACUGUUACUUCUUUUAUUGAGUCAAUGAAUGAAAGUGCUCGGCCUUUCCUAAUUGUGACGGCCUCUGGCUCAUUGUCCCAAUGGGAAGCUGAGUUUGCACAACUGGUGCCAUCAGUUGAUGUUGUUGUAUAUAAUGGAAACAAAGACACGAGGAAGGGGAUUAGAGCAUCAGAAUUUUAUGAAGAAGGAGGUCAAGUGAUGCUUCAAGUGCUCCUCUCUUCUGCAGAAGCUGUUUUGGAGGAUCUAGACAUAUUGGGAAGCAUAAGAUGGGAAGCAAUUGUAAUUGAUGAGUGCCAGCAAUCUUGGCUAUCAAAUGAUCUCGAACAAAUUAAGAUGCUCAGUACAAACUUAAGGAUAGUUCUAGUCAGCUGUCAAAUAAAGGAUCAAACAUCUGAGUACCUUAAAAUAUUAUCAUUGCUUGAAUCUAAUGGUGAUUUUGACAAGCUGAGGGGCUCCAGAUUUGAGACAAACGACAAUCUCUGCAAAUUGAAAGAUAGAUUGUCACGGUUUAUUGCAUAUGGAAGCACUUCUCAAGUUUCCAAGUUCCUUGAGUACUGGGUGCCGGUUCAGAUAUCAAAUUAUCAGCUUGAGCAGUAUUGUGCUACACUUUUUUCAAACUCUAUUCCUCUUCGCUCUUGUUCGAGAAACCAUCCCGUUAGGGCCCUCCAUGAUAUUCUUCUUACUGUUCGUAAGUGUUGUGAUCACCCUUAUCUUUUGGACCCAUCUGUACAAGAGCGCUUGUUUGCCGAGCAGCGUCCUGCCGCCGAACUUUUGGACAUUGGAAUAGAAGCUAGUGGGAAACUGAAGCUUCUCGAUACGAUGCUCACAGAGAUUAAGACUCGAGGGUUACGAGUACUUAUACUUUUUCAGUUGAUUAUAGGCUCAGGUGGCGCAUCAACUGGGGACAUAUUGGAUGAUUUUCUGCGCCAAAGAUUUGGUCAGCAUGCUUAUGAACGUAUUGAUGCUGGGGUCAUCCUUUCCAAGAAGCAAGCUGCUGUGAAUAGAUUUAACAAGAAGGAAACUGGACAGUUUGUUUUUCUAUUAGAUAAUCGUGCUUGUUCUUCAGUCAUUAAACUUUCGUCAUUGGAUAUUGUUGUCAUAUAUGAUAGCGGAUGGAAUCCAGCAAAUGAUUUGAGGGCACUGCAAAAGGUAUCAAUUGAUUCAAAAGAGGAGCAGAUUAAAGUUUUCAGAUUAUAUUCAUCCUUUACUGUUGAAGAAAGAGCACUACUUCUUGCAAAGCAAAAUUUACAUCUUGACAAUAAUUCGGAAAAUUUUAGCUGGGCCACAAGUAAUAGUCUGCUUUCCUGGGGUGCCUUACAUCUAUUCAAGAAAUUAGACGAAUAUCAUGCUGAUAGCAACUCUACUUCAGCUUUGAACUUUUCAUCUGACCACUUGCUUUUAAACAAAGUUACGAAGGAGUUCCAGGCCAUCCUUUCUGAAAGUUGUGAAGAUACUGAUUUGAAAGCUGUCAUUUCAGAAGUUAAGUUGGGUGUUGGAAGCUAUAGUUCGGAUAUUCCAUUGAUUGGUGAAGCGCAGGUUCAGUUGAAAGAUGGAGAAGAGCCUCAUGUUUUCUGGAAAAACUUGUUGGACGGGAAAAAUCCGCAGUGGAAGCAUUUAAGGGGACCAUGUACUUGGAUGGAUCUCCUAGUAAAUCAGAAAUUGAGAAAGUUGAUGUGAAGAAACGUAAAAAGUUGGUCAAUGAAAAUUUAGAUCCAACGUUAAUCAAAGAAACUCAAGUCGCUGUUUCUAAGGGAGGGCCUUCUACAAUGGGAACCUCUAAUCAAUCUCAAAUUAAUCCAACUUGCAUGUCUGGUGGGCGCUCUGUUGGUGCUGAGGUUUCUGCAGGUUCAUCAGACGGAAGAAUCGUCUCAUCUAAUGAUCAGAAAAGCCUGCAGGCUUUCCUGCAAGGGGAAAUGACGAGACUAUGCCAAAUUCUUAAAUUUUCGGAAAAUGUCACUUGUGCAGUGAGAAAACUUUUGGAAUAUGUCAUAAAAAAUCACCAUGUCAACAGUGAAUCACCACCAAUCGUGCAAGCUUUCCAAAUAUCUCUGUGUUGGAUUGCAGCCUCAAUCGCAAAAGAAAAGGUUGAUAAGAAGGAUACACUCAUGUUAGCGAAACAGCUGUUGAACUAUCAAUGCACUGAAGAACAAGUGAACUCAGUUUAUCUAAAGAUGCGAUCUCUCAAGAGAAUGUAUUUGCAGUGCCCAGAGAACACUAUUCGCUCAGGAAGAGAUGGCUUGUUAGCUGAAGAAGACAUCAGCAAAGGAUCAUCAAAAUUUGCUGAUGAGGGGUCACAGUUUUCUUUGAAAAUGGAGAAUGGAGAAGACUCUGAUAUUCGCGAGGAUGCUGAAAGACGGAUCCUUCUGCAGCAUGAACCGGCACUGAAGGAUAAAGCUGCUGCAAGUGAAAUAGAUAGUAAGAUAAACAAAAUACAGAGGAAAUGUGACAAGCGGAUGAAGAAACUUGUACAGAAACACCAAGAGGGAAUUCAGGAGUUCCACCGAAUUUGGGAGGAGAAAAGAGAGAAAUUGGAGACAGACCACAAAUUAGAGUCGGCCUUUAUUCGGUCUAUACAUGGUCAAGGCUCAGUAAGGAUGGAAAAGCUCAAGCUAUUGGACAAUACUUUUGCUAAGAAAAUGGAAGAACACCAUCUCCUAAAGUAUGAGGAGCUAAAAGUUCGUGAGGCAGAGCAAUUAGCUGCUAUUAAUGAGGAGAGGCACAAAGCAGCUCAUUGGCUGGCUAAAGCAAAAGCCUGCUCUAGUGAACCAAGUGCCGUCAAUGGGCCACCACUUUGUUCUCAGUCUGAGGAUGACGUUGGAGGCCAUCAGCCAAGUACACUUGCUAAAACCACUGGCACUGGGAAUGUUCGGCCCAUGUUUGGGCAGCAUGUAGAGGACCGAAAUCCAAGUGAGAGAUUUUGUCCAGAAGAGAACAAUGUUGUACCUUCCAUUACAUCGACAAGUACACCAGCUGAGGCAUUGGGCUGCAGAAAUCCUGUUGGUAAUUUGGUAAGUGUUAAUUCCCAAAAUAAAGUGGGGUUAAUGUCCUUGGAAAGAUCAUCAAUGCCUAUGGUUGACCAUCUUGAUCAACCAACCAAUUCCAAUGAUGUUGGGGAAACUGGUCUUCCGGACCUACCUGCUCCUGUGGAGUAUGUUUCGGGUGAAAUCCAAUCAGUUGAUCUGAGUGGAGACUGUCAACUAGAGGUACCCAAAACUGUUCCUAGUGAAGUUGUGGAGCAUGUUCACCCUGUAGAACUAAGUAAUGCAUCUAAGAAUGAGCCUGACAAAGGAAGAAAAAAUGCUCUGGCUGUGACUGAUGAUUCAGUGGGCCAGAAAGAUGGACCUGAUGGGGCAGUGAGCAAGGGUUUACCAAACUCGGGAGAACUGUUGGUGCAUUCAGAGCAAACUGUAGUGGUGCCAGAUUGUAACUACUUGUUGCCGCAGCAAGUAGAAGAAGAUAAAAUGGACCAAAGUUUGGUGUCUGCUGAAAUGCAAGAUCUAGAUGCACCUGGCGGAGAAAAUGAAAGUACUUUGCAGAUUGAAGUAGAAACAUCGGAACACGUUGACACUGUAACCCCCCUUCCAUCCAAUCUUGAAGCACCAGUAACUGAUGACAUUCUAACCACCAUACGAUCCAAUGAUGAAGCUCCAGUAACUGAGAACAGGGAAAGUCUGCAUUCUGUGUCAGUUGUAUCUCAUAGCUGCAAUCAGUCUCCAGCCACUGAGGACAAUGAUCAAGGAAUACCCUCCUCCGAAACUGUGGGGCCUGGAAUAGAAAUGCUUUCACAUAAUUCUAUUUCUCAAAGUGGGGAAAAUUUGGAAAUACAUGGCAAUCACCUUGAUUUAAGACCUGUAACUAGUGUUGCUCGUGGACAAAGUGUUGAAGUAUCUGCUACUCCCCAGAACGAUGUGGCUAUAGCCCAGGCAGUGGUGACUACAGCUGAACAGCUGAAUCAGGGUGUUCUGCCACUGGGAAUAGAUUCAGUCCGUUUUCAUCUAUCUAGGUACCAUCUUCCCCAUCCCAGUCAUCAACCGACGUCGUGGAAUUCGACUCCAUGUUUGUUAACAGAUCCACUUCAAAAUGAAUUAGAGAGGAUGCGCAAAGAAACUGAACUAUUGGAGAAAAACCAUGAAGACACGAUGUCACAGCUGAAAUCUGAUUGUGAGAAGGAGAUACAGGAAAUGAUUUCUCAAAUACGUAAAAAUUAUGAGGUGAAACUUCAGGAAAGUGAAGCUGCAUUUAGAUUGAAGAGGAAUGAACUUGACAAGAACCAAACCAAAGUUCUUAUGAAUAAAAUUUUGGCUGAGGCGUUCAGAUCUAAGUGCUUGGAUGUUAGGCCUCCUGGUCUCCCAGGUGCCCCAUCCAGUUUCAUGCAGCACCUUCAUCAGGUAUCAUUGCCGCCUUCACUGAGAUCUUCCUCUGUGGCUCCAGCUUGCCAACCGCCUCCUGGACAGCAGAUCACUACACCAGCUGUACAAACAAUGCAGCAGCUACCACCAGCUGUACAAACAAUGCCACGGCCAUGCUCUGUGAGAUCAUCUCAGGUCAUUGGUCAAAUUGUUGCUUCUCCACCUGUACAGGUUGUACAGAAUGCAGCAGCUCUUUUCUCAGGCACUUCCUCCAGACCCCCAGUCAUCAGUGCCAUCACUCCUGCACGUAAUCCUCGUCUCGGUGGGGAGAUCCGUUCGCGAGCCCCACACCUUCAGCCAUUCAGACCUUCUGUUGCCACAUCCCUUCCUGUGUCACCAUCAGUCUCUCAACUUCAACCGGAGCUAAUGCUCCCGUCUCAACCUGAACAGCCACCUCCACCACCUAGGCCACUGCCACCAGCACCAAGGCUUCCACUAACGAAUUUGGUUUCUCAAAAUGGAUCUACCCCUCAUGGUGGACUACCAACUCCACCUAAUCCAUCUCCAUCUACAGUUCGAAUGGUAAUGGACAUGGAUCAUCAGCCUCCUGUACCAAGGAUUCGUACUUCAUCGCCUUUACCUGAAAUUUGUUCUACUUUUCGUUCAUUGGAACUAUCUGACUUAGAAAUCCUCGGUGAUGUACAGGGUAACCAGACAUCUGCUGUAGCAACAGAUGUUGUUUGCUUAUCUGAUGAUGACUGACAUUUGGAAGCUGUUUAAAAGCAUCCUUGGUGAAGUAUUUAAUUAUUUCUUUGA